Messenger RNA from Ylistrum balloti, 1938 nucleotides. RefSeq names its product mucin-2-like. The coding region runs from base 1 to 1938 and encodes 645 amino acids. The record is from RefSeq and is a predicted model, not a curated record. Lineage: Eukaryota; Metazoa; Mollusca; Bivalvia; Pectinida; Pectinidae. The transcript is spliced from 3 exons.
AUGGAUGAAACCAUCAAACCAACCUGUACACCAGACAUUGGUACACCUAAAACAGGUACACCUAACACAAAUACACCUGAUACAGGUACACCAGACAUUGGUACACCUAAAACAGGUACACCUAACACAAAUACACCUGAUACAGGUACACCAGACAUUGGUACACCUAAAACAGGUACACCUAACACAAAUACACCUGAUACAGGUACACCAGACAUUGGUACACCUAAAACAGGUACACCUAACACAAAUACACCUGAUACAGGUACACCAGACAUUGGUACACCUAAAACAGGUACACCUAACACAAAUACACCUGAUACAGGUACACCAGACAUUGGUACACCUAAAACAGGUACACCUAACACAAAUACACCUGAUACAGGUACACCAGACAUUGGUACACCUAAAACAGGUACACCUAACACAAAUACACCUGAUACAGGUACACCAGACAUUGGUACACCUAAAACAGGUACACCUAACACAAAUACACCUGAUACAGGUACACCAGACAUUGGUACACCUAAAACAGGUACACCUAACACAAAUACACCUGAUACAGGUACACCUGAUACAAAUACACCAGACAUUGGUACACCUAAAACAGGUACACCUAACACAAAUACACCUGAUACAGAUACACCAGACAUUGGUACACCUAAAACAGGUACACCUAACACAAAUACACCUGAUACAGGUACACCAGACAUUGGUACACCUAAAACAGGUACACCUAACACAAAUACACCUGAUACAGAUACACCAGACAUUGAUACACCUAAAACAGGUACACCUAACACAAAUACACCUGAUACAGGUACACCUGAUACAGAUACACCAGACAUUGAUACACCUAAAACAGGUACACCUAACACAAAUACACCUGAUACAGGUACACCAGACAUUGGUACACCUAAAACAGGUACACCUAACACAAAUACACCUGAUACAGGUACACCAGACAUUGGUACACCUAAAACAGGUACACCUAACACAAAUACACCUGAUACAGGUACACCAGACAUUGGUACACCUAAAACAGGUACACCUAACACAAAUACACCUGAUACAGGUACACCUGAUACAGAUACACCAGACAUUGGUACACCUAAAACAGGUACACCUAACACAAAUACACCUGAUACAGGUACACCAGACAUUGGUACACCUAAAACAGGUACACCUAACACAAAUACACCUGAUACAGGUACACCAGACAAAGGUACAACUGAAAAAGGUACACCAGACAUUGGUACACCUAAAACAGGUACACCUAACACAAAUACACCUGAUACAGGUACACCAGACAUUGGUACACCUAAAACAGGUACACCUAACACAAAUACACAUACAGGUACACCAGACAUUGGUACACCUAAAACAGGUACACCUAACACAAAUACACCUGAUACAGGUACACCAGACAUUGGUACACCUAAAACAGGUACACCUAACACAAAUACACCUGAUACAGGUACACCAGACAUUGAUACACCUAAAACAGGUACACCUAACACAAAUACACCUGAUACAGGUACACCAGACAUUGGUACACCUAAAACAGGUACACCUAACACAAAUACACCUGAUACAGGUACACCAGACAUUGGUACACCUAAAACAGGUACACCUAACACAAAUACACCUGAUACAGGUACACCAGACAUUGGUACACCUAAAACAGGUACACCUAACACAAAUACACCUGAUACAGGUACACCAGACAUUGGUACACCUAAAACAGGUACACCUAACACAAAUACACCUGAUACAGGUACACCAGACAUUGGUACACCUAAAACAGGUACACCUAACACAAAUACACCUGAUACAGGUACACCAGACAUUGGUACACCUAAAACAGGUACACCUAACACAAAUACACCUGAUACAGGUACACCUGAUACAGAUACACCAGACAUUGGGUACACCUAA